AUGCUCGGCCUAACCAGUAUCCCUUCCUAUGUGUCUGCGACGGAGCAUUCUCGUCAUGCCAAAAGAACGGCCCAGCGCCCAGUUGACCCUGCCGCUCUAAUCCUGGAAGCCUGGUCCCAGGGUCUCAUGACGGGCUCACUGGUCAUCAUGGCGGCAGUCACCUAUGCAAACAUGCGUCCGGGCGUAUUGCUGCAUAAGCUGAUUUUACUAGAGCUGAUCCUCGCCCUCGCCCAUGGGACAUUCAUAUUCGCCCCGGACCCUGUAUACGGAUGGUAUCUGGCAUCGAGCGCAAUCGGCUUGAUUAUAUCCUGGUCCUUACACAAUGUGAUUGCAUGGAUUAAAAACAGGCCGUUCAUGGGCCGCAAACUGUCGCUCUUCUACGUCGGCACCAUUGUCCUCGCUCAGCCAUACUGGGCAACGGAGAUUUACGCGAAUUUCGCCUACUUCAACAACCUUAACCCGACGGUUUACGAGAAGAUUCGGCCGUGGGAAGCUCUGUUUCGCGAUCCAUGGUGGAUCUAUACCACGUGUAACCUGUUCUGGGUUGUCAAGACCCACUACGGCUUUGGCAUCAUUGAGCUGGUGCGCGAGUGUCCCCGCUUCGGGCUUAUGCUGGCCUCGAUGUGCCUAUCUAUCGUGUUCAUUGCUCUCGACGUCAUUAGCGUGACUGGUGCACUUAGGGCCGCCAUGCCGCUCGGCAUCAAUCCCUUCUGGAAGCUGUGCUUUAUGUUCAAGUGUCUCUGCGAUACGAUCAUCCUAGACGAUUUCAAGACGGCGCUUGACAAACUCAGUUCUCGAUGGCUGGCGAGGAAUGGGAUCCAGGCGGUUCAUUCUCUAGUAGACGUGAGGAAUCACCCGACGGUUAGCGACGAGGAUGCAGCCCCACGCACGGGAGAUACCGAUUUGAUAAAGCGGCCGGGAAGUGUGGUUCAUAUUGCGUGA
Messenger RNA from Aspergillus lentulus, 942 nucleotides. The record is from RefSeq and is a predicted model, not a curated record. NCBI's taxonomy places the organism in Eukaryota, Fungi, Ascomycota, Eurotiomycetes, Eurotiales, Aspergillaceae.